AAAGUCUAACUGACUUGUGCUUAAGUAUUUUGUGACCACGUAAGUCAUGUUUGACAGUAUAGAAAACAUAGGAGACAGUGAGGCAAACAGCUGAACUGAAAGCUGAAGGUAACAGGAAAGGACAUGACUGAAGAAGAGAUGUCCUCCCAAGUCAUACUGAGGCUGCUGCCCAGAGCCAGAUGCAUGUUUGAUGAGCCUGUUCAGGUGAUGGUGUCCGGGCUGAGGGCGAGACAGGUGGUCACCAUGAGAGCCAGAUCAACUGACGAGAAAGGAGUGGAGUUCAGCUCCUCGGCCACCUACAAGGCUGAUGGGAACGGGGAGAUCAACCUGGAGAGAGACCCCUCACUCAGCGGGAGCUACGUUGGGGUUGAACCCAUGGGUCUGCUGUGGUCGAUGAGGGCAGAUGUCUUGCACAAAAGGUUUCAAAAAAACAAAUCAUUAAACCCCCACGUGGUGAAGUUCUCUGUGCAUGAGGAGGAGGGGGAGGGCAGGAUGCUGGCAGAGGCGACCAAUGAGAGGCUUGUGAUGGGAGACGGGGUGAGCCGGCGUCCUGUCAAAGAGGGGAAUAUUCGUGGAGUCCUGUUCACUCCCCCAGGAGGAGGUCCGUUCCCUGCUGUGUUGGAUCUGUACACUUUUGGUGGAGGUUUGUCAGAGAAAAGGGCCUCUCUGUUGGCCAGCCGUGGAUUUGUGGUUCUGACUGUAGCCCUGUACGGUCAUGAUGACAUGGCGAGGAACAUCACAGAGGUCCAUCUGGAUUAUUUUGAAGAAGCAAUUGAGUUUUUAAGAAAACAAGACAAGGUGGGCAGUAGAGGAGUUGGUGUAAUAUCACUUUCAAAAAGUGCAGAUCUUGCACUAUCAGUAGCCUCUUACCUGCCAGAUGUCGAGGCCACAGUGUGGAUAAAUGGCUGCUGUGCUAAUACACUUCUACCCCUUUACUAUAAGAGGAGCCAAAUCCAUCCUGGGUUAAUGUUUGACGGCAGCAAGAUGAUUCCCACUGAGUCAGGGGCCUUUAAUUGCAAGUAUGCUACACAUAAUCCUUUGGCAGAGGAGAACAAGGCCACCCUGAUCCCCAUUGAACAAGCCAAGGGGCGUUUCCUCUUUGUGGCUUCAGAGGACGACCUCAACUGGGACAGCAAGACUUCUGUGGACAUAAUGGUGGAGAGACUGAAGCGUCAUGGGAAGCAGAACUUUGAGAGUGUGUGUAACCCUGGAGCAGGACAUUACCUCGAGCCGCCUUAUGGACCCUACUGCCCCUCCAGUUUUCAUGGGGUUGUAGGAAAGCCAGUCCUGUGGGGGGGUGAGCCCAGGUCCCACGCUGCAGCUGAAGUCCACCUGUGGAAGAAGAUCCAGGAGUUCUUCACAACUCACCUGGGCUGUGAUGCUGCACAGACUGAAGCCAAAUUAUAGAUACAAAUGUCAUAAUAUGGAAGACAUAAGAGAUAAAUCACCAGCCAAAUAACUGUGAAUGAUUGUGCAUGAAUGUUUUGGAAUGAAGCAAACAAUUUAAUAUUUGAUUAAUAAUUAAACAUUUCAUUUAGCAUAUGCUAUUCACAGAGAGAAAAUGCAAAUAUUUUAAUACUGCACUCAGGGCCCUCUGAGUAGCUGUAACUUGAUAAACAUGGCCAAGAUCAUUCAAGGUAAAGCCAAUGAUGUUUUGGCAAAGUGUAACAAUCAUUCCCAGCCUAUUUGUGUUGCCCUAUGGUCUAUCUAUCUAUCUAUCUAUCUAUCUAUCUAUCUAUCUAUCUAUCUAUCUAUCUAUCUAUCUCUAUCUAUCUAUCUAUCUAUCUAUCUAUCUAUCUAUCUAUCCUGUCAUUUCCCAGAACUUGUUUCGCAAUCACAAUGUUUACCACGGCACUCUGCUCUCACCAACACAAUGUUUGCCAGCUCACUCUUUUCUUAGACUUCAACCCAGAGUGAGACCAGGGUAUUCAGGGUUAUUCAGAUUUAGUAAACAUGUUUUGCUUCUAACUUUAUCUCAACCGUCAGACAUUUCUAGACCUUUUUUCCACCACAUAUUCCCCUUGAAUCCCUUUUCUACCAAUUAGGUAGAACAUACAUAAGUGAUCUCAAAUUGCCAGAUUACCGCUGCUGUCAGAUUUUAUGUGUCCAUACAUGUGUGUAAGGUUAUUGAUUUGUGUUUGUGAAACUGUCCUGUUGCUGUUAGCUUGCUAUGAUAAGCUUAUAACUGAAGUGUAACAAUACCUUAUUAAUUAUGCUAGUGCAUAAUCAGAAAAGUCACUUAAGCAUAACAGACUACACAACAAGGUUACAUGAAAUUAGGGUUCACAUCGUGUAAGAGCGAAAAACCUGUCGGCUGCUUACAGGGAAACUCUCUUACAGCCCCUCCCACUGGCGACCUUUAACAUGAAUCUAUCAAUAUUACACACAGUGAUUUUACUGGUACAUAGCAUCAUCAGUAGGUAACUAAAAAAUGAUACUAACUCAUGAAUGAUUAUCAGAGAGUACAGGAUUCUUAACUGUAAAUGUUUGUCUGCCUGGCUGUAGUGAUAGCAAAAACAUACUGUGGAAUAGAUAUGAUUGUGUUAUUACAAUGAAAUCACAAAUAUAGGUGACAACAUGUGUGAAUUAGCUAAAAUGAACAGUGAGUUGACAAAUCAAAUGUAUUGUAAUGUAAUACUGUGAUGUAAUGUGAUGUGGUGAUGUAAUAUAAUGUGGUGUGUGCCAUCUGCCAU
Molecule: messenger RNA, 2693 nt
Organism: Epinephelus moara (kelp grouper)
Lineage: Eukaryota; Metazoa; Chordata; Actinopteri; Perciformes; Serranidae
Product: acyl-coenzyme A thioesterase 5-like
Exons: 4
Coding region: 124-1407 (427 amino acids)
Biological process (GO): acyl-CoA metabolic process; fatty acid metabolic process
Molecular function (GO): fatty acyl-CoA hydrolase activity
Source: RefSeq, a predicted model, not a curated record